AUGUUGUCUUAUGCGUUUCUUCCAGGCUACCUUGAUCCGGAUCCAGACAUGCAGAAGGGAACUAUUGAUGACGACGCUUCAUUCGAGGAAGUGAAGGCGGCAUAUAGGUAUCUGGCCAAGCAGUGCCAUCCGGAUUUUUUGGGAGAUGAGGGGCACGAGCUCUGUGCAUACUCAAUUCUUAGCAACCCCCAACAGAGGCAGAAUUACAAUGCUCGGCUGCAAGCGCAGUUGCAGGAUGACCUGGAUGACUACACAGGCAAGGCGCUGAGCAAGUGGUUGGUGAAUCACCCCAUGAGCAAAGCCAAGGACCCAGCAGAGACCAGGGCUGUCUUUGUGGAUGAGUCAUCGUGCAUCGGCUGCAAGCAGUGCGUCUGGUGCGCCAGCGCCACUUUCCGCAUAGAGCCCACGCACGGCCGAUCGCGCGUAUUUGCGCAGUGGAUCGAUGACGAGGACUUGAUACAGGCAUCGAUCGACGCGUGCCCCGUGGACUGCAUCCACUGGGUGGAUCGCCAGCAGCUGCCGGCGCUGGAGUAUGUGAUGCAGAAGCGCAUGGGCCGCACCAACGUCGGCGUCAUGAUGGCCGGCCAGGGGGGGUCAAACGGCGACGUCUUCGAGCUCACCCUCCGCUUCCUCAAGGAACGCGAGGCCAGGCUGAAGGAGCGUGCAGAGUCGCGCAAGUACACGCCGGCGCAGGAGGCGGCACGUUCGCGCGCGGCUGACUCGAUCCGCACGCAGCACUCCGGCUGGUGGGGCGGCCUCGCCAACGCCAUGAGCGGCGCCUGGGCCGGUGUCGUCGACGCCGCCGCCGGCACCGACUGCCGCGGCAGCGGCUUUGGCGCCGACGCAGAGGUGGGCCAGAGGCGCCGCGUACGGCGCACUCCGAUAUCAGACAGCCGCGGGACAAUCCCAUUAGAGCGCUCCCUGGUGCCCGUUCGUGUGCAGGACCCCUACCACGACAUUUGA
Messenger RNA from Coccomyxa subellipsoidea C-169, 963 nucleotides. RefSeq lists its product as hypothetical. The transcript is spliced from 8 exons. NCBI's taxonomy places the organism in Eukaryota, Viridiplantae, Chlorophyta, Trebouxiophyceae, Coccomyxaceae. Bases 1 to 963 code for a protein of 320 amino acids. The record is from RefSeq and is a predicted model, not a curated record.